AUGGAGGAUACCCCGAGAACUGAAAUGGAGAAAUCAAGCAGCAUUAUGAGAAGAUCAAUCUUCACUUUCCUUCAAAAUUACCACUUGUUCACUAUAGCACCUGCGCUUCUUGCUUUCCCUUACUCUGUUUCACUUCUUCUUUCGCAAAUCUUCGUUCCACCUUCUUCUUUGCUUCAAUCAAUCCAUGCCCGUCUCGAUGAUCUUUUUCAAGCUUCUGGGUUUCCUUCUUCAUCAGAUUUCUUCACGAUUCUCAGUUUAAAACUUUCCCAAACCAUCUUUUUCUCCGUUUUCGCACUUCCUUUCACGCUCUCUUUCUUCCUCGUAGCCAAGGCCACCGUUAUCGAACUCUGUUUCCGCCAUAGGAGAAGCUCGAAGAAACCUUGUCUGUUUUCAUCGGUUAUUUCACUUUACAGGCCUCUCCUCGAAACCCAAAUCUGUAAUUUCUUGUUAAUCAUCUCAGCGAAUGCAACGGCUUUCUCUGUUUUGUUCUUCGGGUUCAAUUUGAUUGAUGGGUUGGGAUUCUCUUCCCCUAAUUGGCUUCAUCUAAUGUCAGCUUUCGGGGCUGUUUUUUACUCUCUGGUUCUGGCGAAUGCUUUCGUAAUUUCAAACAUUGCAUUGGUUUCAUCGGGAAUGGACAAGUCCGGUGGAUAUCUGUCGAUUCUAAAAGCUUGUGUUGUUAUCAAAGGAAGAACCUCGACUGCUUUAUCAUUGGCUUUGCCUUUAAGUCUCGCAGUGGCGGCCAUUGAAGCACUGUUUCAUUAUCGGAUCGUGAGAGCUUAUGGUAGUGAUGAUUUCAGCUGGUUUUCGAUGGUAUCGGAAGGCAUUUUGAUUGCUUAUUUGUACUCCAUGGUUCUUGUUCUUGACACUGUCGUGAGCUGCUUGUUCUUCGACAGCUGCACAAGAGGUGGUUCGCUAAUGGAGCAUGAAAGUAAAAAUAUUUACAGAAUUGAAAUUGCAGAGGGGAAGAUGAAGAAUGUUGAAGAUCUGCCAUAG
Molecule: messenger RNA, 993 nt
Organism: Hibiscus syriacus
Lineage: Eukaryota; Viridiplantae; Streptophyta; Magnoliopsida; Malvales; Malvaceae
Exons: 1
Coding region: 1-993 (330 amino acids)
Source: RefSeq, a predicted model, not a curated record